AUGGAUACCCUUCGGUUGUCAGGCCUUCACACCCUGACCACAUCUAUUUUUCAUGCUUUGACUGCUAGAAACGAAGUUGACCAGCUUGAGGAGAUUUUUCCUUUCUUACAUUCUGGCCCUGGGCUGAAGCACCUCUGUAUCUCGGACUGGGAACUUGUCUACCUAUCCGAAGUCCACCCACUGACAUCAAUGUAUGAGCCUAAGCCGAUAUGCCAGUUAGAAUCAGUUACGCUUCCCACCUCCACGUCCGUGGGAAAUCAAAAUUUUCUUUGCAAGUUAGUUGCCACCGGAAAUCUUUCUCAACUUCGCUCACUCGAUAUCGGUUCUUUAGGCGACGCGAGAAUUCUAGUCAGCGUUGCUGGGCUAUUUCCAAACCUAAAGAGACUUUUUAUUUCUCUCGAUGCCAGAAUGUGGAAUUUUGAAAAAUACAAGCAUUGCAAGUCUUUGUUCUUCCAAGACUCAACCGCUGGCAUACUUGCAUUUCGCCCGUUGGAAUAUCUUUCUAUCAAGGGCCUUGACAGUGUAGAAAAUUUGAACAGCAUCAUCCAACAUCAUGGCCCCUCAUUGAAGGGACUAGCACUAGUACCUCACGACAUAAUCUAUGAGUACCCCAGACUUCAUCUUUCUGACCUCCUUGAAAUGGCGAUUCUUUGCCCGAACUUGGAAGAGCUACGUCUCCAGAUCAAAAGAUCCAUGGGUAGCCAAGAAGAGUGUGAGAUGUACAAAGCCUUCGGUACCUUCCCCAAUCUCCAAAUACUAUUUCUAGAUCUUGAUUUCGAUGCUCGGUCACGGCUACCAUCGCCGCCCAAUUUUGAAACGGAAAAUCUUGACGAUCUCCGACAAACUUUCAUCAAUGCAGCCAUGGAUGAGAAACUGGCCUUCCAAAUUUGGAAGACGAUCAAAAACAAGGAUUCUGGCUUGAGAGACCUACGUCUUUUGCCAUUUGGAAACCGGGUAUUUGCUCAUGAAGAGCGUUUGUUGAUCUGCUGUUUUGCGCGAUCAUGGCUGCUGACAUCUUACAACCUUGAGUAUCCAGGAUUACUAGUCAUCGAGCAAAUUGGGAAAAGGGCGUGGGAGGUAAAACGAGCGAAGAAAUACCCUGAUUGGGAGCCCUGUCUCACUGAAAGAAUGGCAUCCGUUGUCCACAAUAUCUGGCCCCAGGUGCCUGGAUACAGUGACUGGUGGACUUGUUGGACUAGCUUGCCUUUGCAACCAGACGACUGUCUCCCUGACGAACAUUGA
Messenger RNA from Penicillium verhagenii, 1242 nucleotides. RefSeq lists its product as uncharacterized. The transcript has a single exon. Lineage: Eukaryota; Fungi; Ascomycota; Eurotiomycetes; Eurotiales; Aspergillaceae. The record is from RefSeq and is a predicted model, not a curated record. The coding region runs from base 1 to 1242 and encodes 413 amino acids.